This is a messenger RNA of Diabrotica balteata, 2022 nucleotides long. The record is from the annotation of a GenBank genome assembly. NCBI's taxonomy places the organism in Eukaryota, Metazoa, Arthropoda, Insecta, Coleoptera, Chrysomelidae.
AUGUCACGGCAAAGGUAUAGAAGUGUACCUGUACAACAAAAGGUAGAAAAUAUCGAAAAGGUUUUUGCUGGAAACAAGAGAGCAGCUGCAAUGGUAAAGAAAUUAGUGGGCUGCGACCAACCGUGCGAUACCACAGGCGCAGCACCACCGCAGGCACCAUCUUCAAAAAAACCAUCACAACCUCGUGUAGGCGCAUCUCAGUCAAGCAAAUUUAAACCUCCAGGAGCUGUACGACCUUCAAGGACACCUUCCACUACUGGACAAGCAAAGCAAACACAGCUACAAGUACCGUCUAAAGCCGUACGUGCUCCAUCAAAAACCCCGAGUGGUAGUAGAUUACCACCAACGAGAGGCCCAACAAGAGCACAGCCAACUUCUACUGGACCUCCGUCUGCAGUCCCUUCUCGAAUGGCACCGAGUGGUAGAGGAGUACCACAAGCAACUAGAGGCCCACAAAGACCACCGCCAGGUACUGCUCGAUAUGGUAUUGGUAGAGGUAAGCCUCCCUUGAUAGAUAGCAAGCAGAUAGGUAGGGGUAAACCUGCACAGAUAGAACCUCCCCAAUAUGAACCUCCUAAACCGCCUGAAAGUCCUAAAAGGGAAGUACCGCCGCCAGCUCCUCAGACUCCUCCUCCUCCUCCUCGCCAACUUCCUCCAGGAGCUCAUUGGUUUAGUGGAAGAUUUAAGAUUCCAGUGCUUCCAAGAUCACCUAAAGGUCCACGACCAACCAGACCAACAAGAUCUCCAUUACCUCCACAAUCACAAGCUUAUUAUUCACCACCCAGAACACCAGCCGAAAUUAGAACACCUCCACCUUCUCCUGACUUGGCGAAAGAACGCGAUCUUGAUACAGAUGCUUAUUUAGCUAGAUUAAUGGCCCGACAUCCCGAUUUACCUCCACUGCCACCAGAGGUAAAGGUAGAACCUGAAACUCCUCCAUUUCAAGCACCGGAUGUAACUGAUAAAGAUAUAUUUGAUUUUCCUAUGCCCGAUUUUCCAGCUUCACCUCCACGUACAAUGGCAGGUCCUGAUUUUCCGUCUACACCCCCACGUCCUAUACCUAGGCCGAAAUGGAUGGAAACCCCCCCUUCUCCUGCGGUGUCUCCAAAAAUGAGGGAAAUGGUACUUCGAGCCGAUUUGGCUGAUAGCUGUCUUUAUCCUCCUGGUGGUGAAAGACCCACAAGAAAACGAGCUCCACCUCCAAAAAUGCCAGUAAUUCCUGGAUCUCCCCCACCUACAGAUGAAUUUGGUUUACCAACUCGAGUUCAAUAUUCGCCACUGUAUAAAUUUAUAGAACAUCCCAGAUACAAAGAACUCUAUCCGGAAACACCAAAGCAGGCAAGUCCUCCUCCAGCUCCCCCGAGUCCCCCUCGAGAAGCAGAACCUCCAGAAGCCCGGAAGCAAUUAUUUCCGCCAGGACCUCCACAAGCGACUGGUGCUGUUCGAGGCCCAGGCAGACCAGGUAAAGGUGUUCCAAGUAUCAAAAUAACUGGAGCUGCUCCUCAACGUGGAGCUCCUCAAAGAACAGCUCCCACACGACAAGCUCCUACACGAGCAGGUCCACCAGGAGCAGUUCCUUCACGAGGAGCUCCUCCUCGAGGAGCCCCUUCCCGUGCAGCUCCUCCGGGGGCACGUGCAGCUCCUCCACGUGCAGGUCCUCCUGGCGCAGCUCCUCAACGCACAGCACCUUCACGUACAGGUCCUCCGGGUGCAGCUCCAUCGCGUACAGGUCCUCCGGGGGCAGCUCCCUCACGAACAGGUCCCCCACGUGGAGCUCCUCCAAGAGGAGCGCCUCCACGAGGAGGUCCUCCUCCAAGAGGAGCUCCUCCACGAGGUGGUCCUCCUCCAAGAGGAGCUACUCCACGAGGAGGUCCUCCUCAAGUGGGAGACCAGCAACGUUCCUCAGUCACUCGACCGGCUACAAGAGCACGACCCUCUGCGUCAGCCCCAGCUUCUAAAACAAGGAUCAGCCGUGACACUUCUCAAGCUAGGGACACCUCUAGAUGUCCAAGAAAAUCUUAG